Cuscuta campestris is the source of this 1736-nucleotide messenger RNA. The record is from the annotation of a GenBank genome assembly. Lineage: Eukaryota; Viridiplantae; Streptophyta; Magnoliopsida; Solanales; Convolvulaceae.
GACUCCAGAUCAGAAGGUUGCGUGUUCGAUUCACGUCGGGUUCAUAUUUUGAAUUUUUUUUCCCUUUUUCGCUGGUUUGAACAAUGGGUCAAAUCCACAAAUAGUUAGACUCUCCUAGACCGCCCGAGACGAGACCAUCGCGCUACUCGAAUCUCUCCAAUCCAUGGAGGUUGCAGCCAUGGCUUCAACCGGCUUUCCGGCGGCGACCCGGCUGAUGCUCCCGUCGAAACGACCGGCGUCAAUGAAUUUAUCCCCUUCUCCGUCCAGAGUAUCUCUCUCCACAACAUUUUUCUCUCCCUUCGCCGGCGGCAGCUUAGUUUCUGAUUUCUCCGGGCAUCACAAGAUAAAACCGGAUUCACUUCACCCGUCUGUUUCCAUCUCUCGCCCUAAACGUUCGGUUGUCACUAUGGUCAUUCCUUUCACGAGGGGAAAUGCUUCAACCCAACCUCCUCCAGAUUUAGCAUCUUACUUUUUUUCAAACCGAAUAGUUUAUCUGGGGAUGUCUCUGGUUCCUUCCGUGACUGAAUUAAUACUAGCAGAGUUUCUGUACCUUCAGCAUGAAGAUCUAGACAAGCCAAUUUUCCUUUAUAUUAAUUCCACUGGGACAACUAAGGGCGAUCAGAAGUUGGGAUAUGAAACAGAGGCUUUUGCAAUUUAUGAUGCAAUGGGGUUUGUCAAGCCACCCAUUUUCACCCUUUGUGUAGGCAAUGCUUGGGGUGAAGCUGCUUUACUUCUUGCAGCGGGCGAAAAAGGAAAUCGUGCUGCCUUGCCUUCAUCUACAAUCAUGAUCAGACAGCCUAUGGGUCAGUUUCAGGGCCAAGCAACAGAUGUGAAUAUAAUGAGGAAUGAAAUGAAGAUUUUGAAAGCGGAGUUGGUGAAACUCUAUUCCAAACAUACAGGAAAAUCACCAGAACAGAUUGAAGAGGACAUAAGCCGUCCAAAAUAUUUUAAUCCGACUGCAGCAGUUGAAUAUGGAAUCAUCGAUAAGGUUCUUUACAAUGAAAAGAGCAAAGAAGACAGAGGCGUCGUGCAAAGAAGGCAUGAUUUGUCUGCAAACUGACAUUUCUCAUGGUAGAUUUUUGAAGUGAUAAAAUGCUAAAUUCUACCAGGCGCGACGUAAGUUUUGACCAUCCACCAUUCACCUGCAAUUUCGCGCAAAAGCCGAUUUGAUGCAUUUGUAUUGGCCUGCAUACAAUCUUCACUGUGUUGUGUAUUACCAUCAUGAUGCUGUAAGAUUCACUUUUUCCUUUUCUUUUGGGGGGUGGGAGUAACAGGUUCCUGUGGCUUCAUUUCACCAAAAUUUGUUGCAGUUAGUUGAACACAAUUCAAUCCUUUUUAAAAAUGUUUUGGUUCUUGAACAUUGGAACCACAUGUCAUCGACUCAUCGUAUGACAUGGGUUCCAUUUGGAGUACCUAUCAUGCUCCGUUCGUAAAAUUGACGGUUUUUAUCUCCUAAUCUCAAGUCAACCCUCUCACCCCGCCUCGACCCGAACUCACCCUCUUCAAUUGCAUUUCCCAAAGUUAGUUGAUUUUGAGGUCAAUUUUUUGACUGCACAGAAAAUUUACCAAGAGUAAGAAGCGUCAAUUCUAUGAAGAGCACCGCAGGAUGACAUUGAUAAUCAAUAUCACUCGAACCCGGCCCGCAAAACUAAAAAUACUCCUUGUUUAAUACUCCGUAAUGGAUUUUAACAUUCAUUUUAAGUAUGAGUAAUACUGAGGCCCAACAUUGUUUUAUU